UGAAAUGGCUUCGAAAUUGGCUGUAUACGACACUGGUUAUGAAGAUCAACGAUUCGAACAUAUAGUCAGCCAGAGUUUUCACUGUAUUAUUUGCACCAGUGUUCUCAAAGAUGCAGUCAUGUGUUCUGAAAAUGAACAUUUGUUCUGUCGGGCUUGUAUCACCAGACAUCUCAUGAACUUUCAGACAUGCCCGACAUGCAUGGAACCACUCACUGUCGACACACUAAGCCAAGCACCUCGGGGUAUAAGAAACUUGCUGGCCGAAUUGAAAAUUCGAUGUGAAUUCUUCGAUCGUGGUUGUGGAAAGUUUAUUGAGCUGGGAGAUCUUGAAAGGCAUGUUACAGAAUGCGGUUUCGCCCCAGCAGUCUGCUCUAACGAAGGAUGUCAACUUGAGGUGAAUAAACAAGAUUUACUUCAUCAUGAAACGUCUGUGUGUGAACUACGCAGAGUUCAGUGUCACAGCUGCAACGAAAUUAGACAAGAGACGGAUACAGUGAAAGUCAACUUGGCAGAAAUAAAUGAAAAGUUGGACAGAAAUGAGGAAAAGCUGACCAAAGUUGAACUGCUUCAAGAACAACUUAACAAGCAGGAAGAAAGCAAUCGUCGGCUUGAAACGGACAAUAUAGAAAUAAAGAAAAGUUUAAACGAAAUUACAAAACUGCUACAAACAUUGACACAACAAACAUCGCAUGAAGUUGAGGCUGAGCAAAUGAAAAAAGGAAUCAUAGAAGCUGAUGGAAUGAACAGAGAGCCGAUGAUUGUUAUCGCUAAGCGUGAGGAUGAGGGUAGAAAUUUAAAUAAUUCUUUGGAAACGUUCAGCCAAUCAACAGAUGACGAAAAUAUUGAAUCACAGGACGACUUGGAUGUGGAUCAAAUUUGUAGAUCCUCACCUGAGGAAAGUCUUUCACCCCUUGUAUCAUCAAUUCCAAUUGUAGAGCCAUACACGUUUGACAAAAUCCAAAGACCAGAAUUAGAUAUUAGAUCUAGACCAGGAGCCAGUUACCCCAUACAUGAAGCAUCUACCUUCAUCCCAGAUACCCAACGAUAUAGAUAUCCUCUCAGACCUUCUUCCCAGGAUCAUUCAACAUAUACGCCAACAGGACAGGCUGGACAGCUACAUUAUUAUACUCCGCCCAUACAACCAGCAUUCCCUCUCCCGCCGUUUCGUAUGGCAACGCCAACUAACCGGCUACCGGAGCAACCUGUACAUAGAGUGCGCCUGCCAUCAUCAUUCUUUCCAGAACCUGUAAUACAGGAUACCACCAUGCAAGCCACCAAACCUCAGGCCCGGAACCGACGGCAAAGACGCCGGCGAAACAAAAAAAGCCCAUGUACAUAA
Messenger RNA from Paramuricea clavata, 1339 nucleotides. Lineage: Eukaryota; Metazoa; Cnidaria; Anthozoa; Malacalcyonacea; Plexauridae. The record is from the annotation of a GenBank genome assembly.